AUAAGUAUUAAUAUUCAUAUGUAAAAUAUCUAAGUAUCAAUUAAGUAUUAGUUAAUAUAAUCAUUUAUAAUUAUAUUAUCGAUAAUUAUUAGUAUUAAUUAUUACUAUAUAUUGAUAUUGGUACUACUACAUACUUUUAUAUUACUACAUAUUGAUAUAUUGAUAUUGAUUUGUAUUGGUAUUAAUUUGAUUGAUAUUGAUUGCAGCUCACACUGCAUUUAGUCACACUCCAUUUAGACGGAUUUCAAUAUCAGUCCUUCUAUUUUGUCUGUGAUUGUGGAUUGAAUGAACAAAGAGAUGAACUCAAGAAUGGUGUAGUAAAGAACGAAGAAUUAAAUGAAAGAGUGGUUCGAAACAAAGAAAUACAAUAGUUAGAACUGUAUGCAUAUGGAUUUACAAAAACUCCAUUAUGGGUAAAAACGAGAUAGUUGUGACGAUUCAGUUCAGUAAUUUAGUAAUAUUAUCAUUUCAAUUCGGAGUUUUUAGUUACUUCGGACCGCUGGAUCUUAAUGAUAAAAUGAGUAAUAAUUCAUUGGUUGAUUGUAUCAUUAACCAUUUCUUUUUUUUUGUGCGAGGAACUUACCAUGAAUCCACUGAUUUCUGCCGCUUCCGUUAUUGCUGCUGGAUUGCCGUGGGGCUUGCUUCUAUUGGACCUGGAGUUGGUCAAGGUACUGCUGCAGGCCAAGCUGUAGAAGGUAUUGCGAGACAACCAGAAGCAGAGGGUAAAAUACGAGGUACUUUAUUGCUUAGUCUAGCUUUUAUGGAAGCUUUAACAAUUUACGGACUGGUCGUGGCGUUAGCGCUUUUAUUUGCGAAUCCUUUUGUUUAAUCCUAGAAAUAAAUAGAAAAAAGUACCUUACAUACUUUUUUCUUAUUUUAUUAACUUUAACUUGGAAUUGCCCUUUGCUUCUUCGAAUUAUAUUUACACUUUACUUAUAAAUUACUUAUUUGUUGAGACAAUACGCCAGGAAGGGCUGAUUUGAGGAUGAGGAAUUACCAGAUUCGCUUGCUUUCUUCCUUUCUGUCCUUAGCUUAGUACAAUAGAAAACUUUUUUACUUUCAUUGUUCGAAGCGUUUCAACAAACGAAAUAGUUAUCAAUUGAUAUGAGAUCUAAGACCUAAGUAAAGUAUCUUAUUGGAAACUUCUUGAAAACUUAAAAAAUAAUAAAUUUCAAACAAAUGAUUUAAUCUAUUGCCAUUAAAUAAAGUGGAAAUGAAAUUAAUAAAAAGAAAUCGAUCAAAAAAAGGCGAGUGAAGUGAUACAAAAAGAACUCUGUUCUUUGUUAGUCCUAUCCAUAAGAGAGGGGAGCAUAUGAAAAAUGUAAUCGAUUCUUUCGUUUCCUUGGGUCACUGGCCAUCCGCCGGGAGUUUCGGGUUUAAUACCGAUAUUUUAGCAACAAAUCCAAUAAAUCUAAGUGUAGUGCUUGGUGUAUUGAUUUAUUUUGGAAAGGGAGUGUGUGCGAGUUGUGUAUUUCAAGAAUAGGUUGGAUCCAUCCAGCUGCACUUUAUUUAUGGUAUUUAUAGGAGAAAUAGGAAAAAGGUGCACGAUCUCGACGAAUUACUUCUGAAUAAAUUAAGAAAUCAUAUGUAAGAACCAUAGCAUUUCGUGACUUAUUGGUAAAUCCACUUUGAUUCUCUAUCAACCAAUAAUGUGAGACCAUUAACAUGGUUAAAGCUAAAUUGUUUAAAGUCCAGGUAAAACAUGGUACUCUUUCUACCACUUCUACCACUACGUUAGUAACGAAAUGGUUAAAAAAAAAAUAGUUGGUAAUUUAUUUGAUUUGAUAUAGAACACUCAUAUCGAUAAAAGAAUUUGAACCAUUUACUAGAAAAAUGAGCACUUUGCUUUUUUUAUCUAAUGCCGAAAUGACGACCUAUGUAUAAAAAAAGAGGAAUUUUUGGACUUGAAGAAACAAAUAAAAAAUAUAAUAAUUAUUAUUUUCAUUUUUUUAAAAUGAAAAAUGAAAUAGAAUUCUAAAAAUGAAAAUGAUAAAUAAAAUACAAAACAAAUAUAAAUAAAAUACAAAUAAAGAAACAACUUUGCUGACAAUUCUAGAUUUUUGUCUGGUCUAGUCGGAAGAGUCCUCCUGAUAUUCUGGUCUUGUAUCAGUUUUGACAUCUUUGAAUACAAACAGAAAAGAGAGGGUAGGCUCAUUACAUUAAAAAAGAUAUGGGAAUACCCACACCAUAAAUAAAACAUUAAAAAGAUAUGGGAAUACCCACACCAUAAAUAAAAUAAAUAAUUGAGCGUGAGAGCCAAAUGAAUCGAAAGAUUCAUGUUUGGUUCGGGAAGAGAUCAUGGAAGUUUUGAAAUUAAUGAUAAGAUAAUCUACUUUCAUUAAAUGAUUUAUUAGAUAAUCGAAAACAGAGGAUUUUGAAUACUAUUCGAAAUUCGGAAGAAUUACGUAAAGGGGCCAUUGAGCAGCUCGAAAGAGCCCGGGCUCGCUUACGUAAAGUGGAAAUGGAAGCAGAUGAGUAUCGAAUGAAUGGAUACUCUGAAAUAGAACGAGAAAAACAAAAUUUGAUUAAUGCCACUAGUAAUAGUUUGGAACAAUUAGAAAAUUACAAAAAUGAAACCCUUCAGUUUGAACAACAAAGAGCGAUUAAUCAGGUCCGACAACGAGUUUUCAACAAGCCUUACAAGGAGCUCUAGGAACUCUGAAUAGUUGCUUGAAUAGCGAGUUACAUUUCCGUACGAUCCGUGCUAAUAUUGGCAUUCUCGGGGCCAUGCAAGAAAUAACUGAUUAGCCCUUCUUUUUUUAGUUAUAGUUUAGGCAUUAUUUUUAUCUUUUCCUUCCUUUCCUAAAAAGAAUAAAGAAACACUAAUGGUAACCCUUCGAGCCGACGAAAUUAGUAAUAUUAUUCGUGAGCGUAUUGAACAAUAUAGUAGAGAAAUAAAGAUUGUGAAUACCGGUACCGUACUUCAAGUAGGCGACGGAAUUGCUCGUGUUCAUGGUCUUGAUGAAGUAAUGGCAGGUGAAUUAGUAGAGUUUCAAGAGGGUACAAUAGGCAUUGCUCUGAAUUUGGAAUCAAAUAAUGUUGGCGUUGUAUUAAUGGGUGAUGGUUUGAUGAUACAAGAGGGAAGUUCCGUAAAAGCAACAGGACGAAUUGCUCAGAUACCUGUGAGUGAGGGUUAUUUGGGUCGUGUUAUAAAUGCUCUGGCUAAACCUAUUGAUGGGAGAGGUGAAAUUUCAGCUUCUGAAUCUCGGUUAAUUGAAUCUCCUGCCCCAGGUAUUAUUUCUAGACGUUCUGUAUAUGAGCCUCUUCAAACGGGGCUUAUUGCCAUUGAUUCGAUGAUCCCUAUAGGACGCGGUCAGCGAGAAUUAAUUAUUGGGGACAGACAGACCGGCAAAACAGCCGUAGCCACAGAUACGAUUCUCAAUCAAAAAGGUCAAAAUGUAAUAUGUGUUUAUGUAGCUAUUGGUCAAAAAGCAUCUUCUGUGGCUCAGGUAGUGACUACUUUCCGGGAAAAGGGGGCGAUGGAAUAUACUAUUGUGGUAGCCGAAACGGCGGAUUCACCUGCUACAUUACAAUACCUCGCUCCUUAUACGGGAGCGGCUCUGGCUGAGUUUUUUAUGUAUCGUGGACAACAUACUUUAAUAAUUUAUGAUGAUCUCUCCAAACAGGCACAAGCUUAUCGCCAAAUGUCUCUUCUAUUAAGAAGACCUCCCGGUCGUGAAGCUUAUCCAGGAGAUGUUUUUUAUUUGCAUUCACGACUUUUGGAAAGAGCCGCUAAAUCAAAUUCUAGUUUAGGUGAAGGAAGUAUGACCGCUUUACCGAUAGUUGAGACUCAAUCUGGAGACGUUUCAGCUUAUAUUCCUACUAAUGUAAUUUCCAUUACAGAUGGACAAAUAUUCUUAUCUGCCGAUCUAUUCAAUGCUGGAAUCCGACCUGCUAUUAAUGUGGGUAUUUCCGUUUCCAGAGUAGGAUCCGCAGCUCAAAUUAAAGCCAUGAAACAAGUAGCCGGCAAAUCAAAAUUGGAACUAGCGCAAUUCACAGAGUUAGAAGCCUUUGCACAAUUCGCUUCUGAUCUCGAUAAAGCUACUCAGAAUCAAUUGGCAAGAGGUCAACGAUUACGCGAGUUGCUUAAACAAUCCCAAUCAGACCCUCUCGCAGUGGAAGAACAGAUAGCUACUAUUUAUACCGGAGCGAAUGGAUAUCUUGAUCCGCUAGAAAUUGGACAGGUAAAGAAAUUUCUCAGUCAGUUACGUAGCUACUUAAAAAACAAUAAACCUAAAUUUCAAGAAAUUAUAUCUUCUACCAAGACAUUCACCGAGGAAGUAGAAUUUCUUUUGAAGGAAGCUAUUCAAGAACAGAUCGAACUGUUUUUACUUCAGGAACAAACAUAAAUUUCUUACUUUUAU
This is a messenger RNA of Musa acuminata AAA Group (dessert banana), 4364 nucleotides long. Its product is annotated as ATP synthase subunit alpha, chloroplastic. Gene Ontology annotation, molecular function: ADP binding; proton-transporting ATP synthase activity, rotational mechanism; ATP binding. Gene Ontology annotation, biological process: proton motive force-driven ATP synthesis; proton transmembrane transport. The transcript has a single exon. Bases 2826 to 4349 code for a protein of 507 amino acids. NCBI's taxonomy places the organism in Eukaryota, Viridiplantae, Streptophyta, Magnoliopsida, Zingiberales, Musaceae. The record is from RefSeq and is a predicted model, not a curated record.